Molecule: messenger RNA, 3794 nt
Organism: Impatiens glandulifera
Lineage: Eukaryota; Viridiplantae; Streptophyta; Magnoliopsida; Ericales; Balsaminaceae
Product: topless-related protein 4-like
Exons: 26
Coding region: 187-3594 (1135 amino acids)
Biological process (GO): regulation of DNA-templated transcription
Molecular function (GO): protein binding
Source: RefSeq, a predicted model, not a curated record
UUCUUCUUCUUCGCUUCACAUCUGCAGAAUCCCUAGAGAGAGAAAUACUAGUAACCAACCUCUCUCUCUCUCCGCCAUCUUCUUCUUCUUUCUCGUCUUCUUCAACAACCACCGAUCUGUUUCCAUCUCAAAUCCGUGAGGUUCGACGAUAAUUAUCUUAGAUCUUGUUUGCAGUUUGAGGCAAAAAUGUCUUCUUUGAGCAGGGAACUUGUGUUUCUUAUACUUCAGUUUUUGGAGGAAGAGAAAUUCAAAGAUACUGUUCAUAGGUUGGAGCAAGAAUCGGGUUUCUUCUUCAACAUGAGAUAUUUUGAUGAGUUAGUGACAAAUGGAGAAUGGGAUGAGGUUGAGAAGUAUUUAUCGGGAUUUACAAAGGUAGAUGAUAACCGAUACUCAAUGAAGAUAUUCUUUGAGAUUCGGAAACAAAAGUACUUGGAAGCUCUGGACAAGAAAGAUCGUCCUAAUGCGGUGGAAAUCCUAGUGAAGGACUUGAAAGUUUUUUCUGCCUUCAAUGAAGAUCUCUUUAAAGAAAUAACUCAACUUAUGACCUUGGAGAAUUUUAGGGAUAAUGAGCAACUAUCUAAGUAUGGAGAUACAAAGUCUGCUAGGAACAUAAUGCUUGCUGAGCUUAAAAAGUUGAUUGAAGCUAACCCCUUGUUCAGGGAUAAGCUAGCUCUUCCUAGUCUGAAGAACUCAAGGCUUCGGACAUUAAUCAACCAGAGCUUGAAUUGGCAGCACCAGCUUUGUAAGAAUCCAAAGUCUAACCCUGAUAUAAAAACCUUGUUUGUGGACCAUUCUUGUGCACAAUCACAGCCAAAUGGUGCCCGUGCCCCAUCUCCGAUUACUAAUCACUUAAUGGGCAUGGUUCCUAAACCUGGGGGGUUUCCACCUCUAGCUGCACAUGGACCAUUCCCAGCAGCUCCAGUUCCUAUGCCAUCUUCUCUUGCUGGGUGGAUGGCUAAUCCUUCUGCUGUUCACCCUUCGGCAUCAUCAGCUGGGCCCAUUGGUUUCACAACGCCUAAUAAUUCAGCACUUUUAAAGCGUCCAAGAACUCCUCCUACAAAUAGUGUGAAUGUGGAUUAUCAGACAGCAGAUUCUGAUCUCGUACUAAAGAGAACAAGACCUUUUGGAAUGUCAGAUGAAGUUAACAACCUUCCAGUUAAUAUCUUACCUGUUGGGUUUACUGCUCAGAGCCAUGGCCAGAGUUCAUAUUCUUCUGAUGAUUUGCCCAAAGCGGUUUGCAUGUCUCUUAAUACAGGGUCAGCUGUGAAGAGCAUGGAUUUCCAUCCGUCUCAACAAAUAACUCUUCUUGUUGGGACCGACAAUGGUGAGAUUAUGAUAUGGGAGCUAGGCAGUCGGGAGAGGCUUGCUGUUCGGAACUUCAAGAUGUGGGAACUUGCAACUUGUUCUGUCUCAUUGCAGGCAUCUCUUUCGAGUGAUUAUACUGCAUCAGUCAAUCGCGUAACCUGGAGUCCAGAUGGUAACUUGUUUGCUGUUGCAUAUUCUAAGCACAUUGUUCAUGUAUACUCGUACCAUGGGGGUGAAGAUGUCCGUAACCAUUUAGAGGUGGAAGCUCAUUCUGGAAGUGUCAAUGAUAUUGCUUUCUCUUACCCAAAUAAACAACUCUCCUUUGUCACUUGUGGCGAAGAUAGGCUCAUCAAGGUGUGGGAUGCUGUUACAGGAGCCAAGCAAUACACCUUUGAAGGCCAUGAAGCACCUGUAUACUCUUUGUGUCCACACCACAAGGAGAAUAUUCAGUUUAUCUUUUCAACUGCGACCGAUGGGAAAAUAAAGGCAUGGCUUUAUGAUAAUGCGGGAUCUAGAGUUGACUAUGAUGCACCGGGCCAUUCCUCCACUGCAAUGGCAUAUAGUGCAGAUGGAUCAAGGUUAUUUUCAUGUGGAACCAAUAAAGAAGGAGAUUCUUACCUUGUGGAGUGGAAUGAAAGUGAAGGUGCUGUUAAACGUACCUAUAACGGGCUUGGGAAGCGAACGGAUGGAGUUGUCCAAUUUGACACCACCAAGAAUCGAUUCUUAGCAGUUGGAGAUGAAUUCAUGUUGAAAUUUUGGGACAUGGACAGUCUUAAUAUAUUGACGACAACAGAAGCAGAUGGCGGACUGGCGGCUUCUCCUUGUGUCCGAUUCAGCAAAGAAGGGAUGUUUUUGGCUGUUUCAACCAAUGAUAAUGGUAUUAAAAUUUUAGCCAAUUCAGAUGGAAUUCGGAUACUUCGCACUGUAGAAAGUAGGUCAUUUGAUCCUUCUAGGAUUGGCUCUGCUGCGAUUGUGAAGGCUCCUUCUAUGGCUUCAUUUGGUGCUGUCGGUGGAGCAGUUGGUUCCAGCAUCAUGGAUCGUCCUGGUCCAAUGGGACCUCUUGUCCUAAUGAAUGGGGAUGCCAGAAGCUUGGUAGAUAUCAAGCCUAGAAUUAAUGAUGAAUCCGCAGAUAAGACUAGGAUCUGGAAACUGACAGAAGUGAAUGAGCCAUCACAGUGCCGGUCCUUGAGGCUGCCAGAGAAUUUGACAUCAAGGGUCUCAAGGUUGAUGUAUACAAAUUCUGGACUUGCUAUUUUGGCUUUAUCAGCCAAUGCAGUUCACAAGCUUUGGAAAUGGCAGAGAAAUGAUCGCAACAUGAGUGGCAAGGCAACUGCUAAUGUUGCACCUCAACUGUGGCAACCUGCAAGUGGAAUUUUAAUGACCAAUGAUAUCGGUGAUACCAACCCUGAAGAUGCUGUUUCUUGCUUUGCACUUUCAAAGAAUGAUUCAUAUGUUAUGUCUGCUUCUGGAGGGAAAAUCUCAUUGUUCAAUAUGAUGACUUUCAAGACGAUGACAAUGUUCAUGCCGUCGCCACCUGCAGCAACAUUUCUCGCAUUCCAUCCGCAAGAUAAUAAUAUUAUCGCGAUUGGCAUGGACGAUUCAUCUAUCCAGAUAUAUAACGUCAGAGUUGACGAGGUGAAAAUCAAACUCAAAGGCCACCAGAAAAGAAUAACGGGGCUAGCCUUCUCUAAUAUUCUGAACAUCCUAGUUUCUUCAGGGGCAGACUCUCAGCUCUGCGUUUGGAGCACAGAUGGGUGGGAGAAGCAGACUAGUAAGUUCUUGCAGGUCCCACCAGGCCGAACACAGGCUCCUCUAGCUGAUACCAAAGUUCAGUUUCACCAAGAUCAGAUCCAUUUGAUGGUAGUUCAUGAAACUCAGAUAGCCAUAUAUGAAGCGCCUAAGAUGGAAUGUCUUAAGCAGUGGGUCCCUCGGGAAGUUAGUGGUCCAAUCACACAUGCUGCCUAUUCCUGCGAUAGUCAAUCGAUAUAUGUCAGCUUUGAAGAUGGGAGUAUCGGCGUUUUAACUGCUGUUAACUUACGGUUAAGAUGUCGAAUUAAUCCGUCUGCUUAUCUUCCCUCAAACCCGAGCUUGAGAGGUCAUCCUCUGGUCAUUGCGGCUCACCCAUCCGACCCUAAUCAGUUUGCUUUGGGACUCAACGAUGGUGGUGUUUGCAUUAUCGAGCCUUUGGAAUCAGAAGGAAAAUGGGGCACUUCCCCACCACAUGAAAAUGGGGCUGGGCCAAGUAACGCGCCACCUAGUGCAGCCAGUUCAGAACAACCCCAAAGGUAAGUGAGAUUGCAAGAUUUAGAGUCUGGUAGAUGAAAGAUGAAUGCUGGUUCUAACUUUAUAAUAGGUCACUCACUCAGUCUCUAUAGAAAAAAAAUGUAAAUGCUUUGAGGUUAACUUUAUUAUGUAUUGUUACAUUAACUUUGACUAUAUUAAGAGUUCUUUUAUUCAAUAAGGUGACUGAAAAUCUUAAUGUCGUUUUC